AUGACGUUCAAGAAGGUCGUCGUGAUCGACUGCCAAGGCCACUUGUUGGGCCGCCUGGCUUCGGUCGUCGCCAAGGAGCUCCUCAAGGGUCAGCAAAUCAUCUGCGUCCGUUGCGAAGACAUCAACAUCUCCGGAUCUCUUCACCGCAACCGACUGAAGUACCAGCGUUUCCUUCGUCUCCGCAUGAACUCUAACCCGUCUCGCGGCCCCUAUCACUUGCGCGCCCCUUCCCGCAUCCUCUGGAGAACGAUCCGCGGCAUGUUGAGACACAAGGUUGAGCGCGGUCAGAAGGCGCUCUCCAGACUUCAGGUGUUCGAGGGCAUCCCUACCAUGAUUGAGCGCAUGAAGCGCAUGGUUGUUCCGAGCGCUCUGCGCAUCGUGCGUCUGAAGCCCACGCGCAACUACUGCAGACUGGGCGAUCUUUCGUCUCAGGUCGGCUGGUCUCACGGCGACCUCGUCGCGCGCCUGGAGGCCAAGAGAAAGACUCGCUCCAGCGCCUACUACCAGAAGAAGAAGGAAAGCAGGAAGAUGCAGGCAGAGGCCAAGAGCUUCGCGCAAGCCACUCUGCCCAAGGACCAAGUCGCCCUCCUCCAGCAGUACGGCCACGCAUAA
This is a messenger RNA of Besnoitia besnoiti, 612 nucleotides long. RefSeq names its product ribosomal protein RPL13A. Gene Ontology annotation, cellular component: ribosome; cytosolic large ribosomal subunit. The coding region runs from base 1 to 612 and encodes 203 amino acids. The transcript has 4 exons. Gene Ontology annotation, biological process: negative regulation of translation; translation. The record is from RefSeq and is a predicted model, not a curated record. Gene Ontology annotation, molecular function: structural constituent of ribosome; mRNA binding. NCBI's taxonomy places the organism in Eukaryota, Apicomplexa, Conoidasida, Eucoccidiorida, Sarcocystidae.